AGUUAGCAGCAGCGGCUAACGUUCAGACGACACGGAGGUAGCCGCCAGGUUAGCCGCGCAGCUAAUCAUGGUGAAUGUAAAGAAACGGAAAGGUCGGGUGGUGAUUGACUCUGACUCCGAAGACAGCGCCAGCGACGACAACUUAGAUCAGGAGCUCUUGUCUUUGGCGAAGAGGAAGAAGGUCGAUUCGGGGGAGCAGGAAGAGCCUGUUAGCAAACCUGCAGCUUCGACAGACUCCGAGACGUCCGAUAGCGACGAUGAGUGGACUGUGGGAGGCACCAAAGGCAAAAAGAAGGUUAAGCAAGGGAAAGGGUCCGAGAAGAAGAACGCCACAAAGAAGAAGGUCAAUAAAGCGACGGCGUCCGGCAGCUCAGAUGGAGACAGCUCAGCAGAGAGCUCCGCACCAGAGGAGGGUGAGGUGUCUGAUUCAGAGAGCAACAGCUCGUCCUCCAGCUCCGACUCAGACUCCUCUGAAGAUGAGGUGUUCAGGGACGGUUACGACGACGACCUGAUGGGAGACGCGGAGGACCGAGCUCGGCUGGAGCAGAUGACAGAGAAGGAGAGAGAGCAAGAGUUGUUCAACAGAAUUGAGAAGAGAGAGGUGCUAAAGAGACGUUUUGAAAUUAAAAAGAAGCUGAAGACGGCAAAGAAGAAGGAGAAAGAGGAGAAGAAAAAGAAACAGGAGGAAGAGCAAGAAAAAAGGAAGCUAUCUCAGGUUCAAGACACGCAAGUGGUCAUGUCACACAACAAGGAGAGACGAUCCAAACGUGACGAAAAACUUGACAAAAAGUCCCAGGCCAUGGAAGAACUCAAAGCUGAACGCGAGAAGAAGAAAAACAAAACAGCGGAACUUCUGGCCAAACGUCAGCCCCUGAAGACGAGUGAGGUUUACUCUGACGAUGAGGAGGAAGAGGAGGAAGACGACGACAAGUCAUCGGUCAAAAGUGACCGGAGUUCACGUUCAUCGUCUUACGAUGAUGACGAAAAGGAAGAAACUCCACCGAAGUCUCAGCCUGUUUCACUACCAGAUGAGCUCAACAGGGUCCGGCUGUCCAGACACAAGCUGGAGCGCUGGUGCCACAUGCCCUUCUUUGCUAAGACAGUGACUGGCUGCUUUGUGAGGAUAGGGAUUGGGAACAGCAGCAGUAAACCAGUUUACAGGGUUGCUGAAAUUGUGGAUGUGGUCGAGACAGCGAAGGUUUACCAGCUUGGAACAACGCGAACAAACAAGGGAUUACAAUUAAGGCAUGGUGGUGACACACGGGUGUUCAGGCUUGAGUUUGUAUCAAAUCAGGAGUUCACAGAAAACGAGUUCAUGAAGUGGAAAGAGGCGAUGAUAGUUGCUGGAAUGCAGGUACCAACUCUUGACGAAAUCACCAAAAAGGAACAGUCCAUCAAAGAAGCUCUAAACUACAAGUUCAAUGACAAAGACAUAGAGGAUAUCGUUAAAGAGAAGGACCGAUUCCGAAAAGCCCCACCUAAUUAUGCUAUGAAGAAAACACAGUUACUCAAAGAUAAGGCCAUGGCAGAGGAGAGUGGAGACGGUGACAAGGUGAAAGUGAUCCAGGAUGAGCUGAACGAACUCGAGGAAAGGGCAGAAGCGCUUGACAGACAGAGGACCAAGAACAUAUCUGCCAUCAGCUACAUCAAUCAGAGGAACAGAAGUUGGAACAUUGUUGAAUCUGAGAAAGCUCUUGUGGCUGAAGGACAAAAUGCCAAAAACCAACAAAUGGACCCUUUCACACGAAGACAGUGCAAACCCACCAUGGUGUCUAAUGCCAGAGACCCGUCAGUCCACGCAGCUAUUCUUGCUCACCUGAACCAGAAGUACGGCUCUGGGUCAGCAUCAGAUCCUUCUGGCGCAGAUAAGAACAAACUG
Morone saxatilis (striped sea-bass) is the source of this 1879-nucleotide messenger RNA. It is a transcript of the gene rtf1, whose product is annotated as RTF1 homolog, Paf1/RNA polymerase II complex component. Lineage: Eukaryota; Metazoa; Chordata; Actinopteri; Moronidae. Gene Ontology annotation, molecular function: DNA binding; RNA polymerase II C-terminal domain phosphoserine binding. Gene Ontology annotation, cellular component: Cdc73/Paf1 complex. The record is from RefSeq and is a predicted model, not a curated record.